GGCGCAUGCUCGGUGUCUUGGUUGUUGGUCCAGGCUCAGGCUGCCCUGUUUUGCAUCUCUCGGGGGGUUCUGUGAGGCGUCUUCCGCUGUCUGGCAUCACCUGGAGCCUAGGCUUCGCAGACCAUUCUCGGGAUUGGUCUCUGAAUAGCCGUGAGGAUGCCGAUCAACAAGUCAGAAAGGCCAGAUUCUAAUGACAAUGUUAAGGUUGUGGUGCGAUGUCGUCCUUUGAACGAAAGAGAGAAGGCUAUGAGCAGCAAGAUGGCAGUACAUGUGGAUGAAAUAAGGGGAACAAUUACUGUACAUAAAGUGGAUUCAAUGAAUGAGCCUCCAAAGACAUUCACAUUUGACACAGUUUUUGGGAUAGAUAGCAAACAGCUGGAUGUUUACAACUUAACAGCAAGACCUAUUAUUGAUUCUGUACUUGAAGGCUACAAUGGAACUAUCUUUGCAUAUGGACAGACUGGAACAGGCAAAACAUUCACAAUGGAAGGAGUUAGAGCCGUCCCUGAACUCAGAGGGAUCAUCCCAAAUUCCUUUGCUCACGUAUUUGGACAUAUCGCUAAAGCUGAGGGAGACACAAGAUUUUUGGUCAGAGUAUCAUAUUUGGAAAUUUACAAUGAAGAAAUUAGAGACUUGCUUGCAAAAGACCAAUCUCAAAGAUUAGAGGUAAAAGAGAGACCUGAUGUGGGCGUUUACAUCAAAGACUUGUCUGGUUAUGUUGUUAACAAUGCAGAUGAUAUGGAUAGGAUCAUGACAUUAGGACACAAGAACCGUUCUGUUGGUGCUACAAACAUGAAUGAACACAGCUCUCGUUCCCAUGCUAUUUUUACAAUUACUAUUGAAUGCAGUGAAAAGGGUGCUGAUGGAAACAUUCAUGUUCGCAUGGGCAAGCUUCAUCUUGUUGACCUCGCAGGUUCUGAACGACAGGCAAAGACUGGCGCAACUGGUCAAAGACUCAAAGAAGCCACAAAAAUUAAUCUUUCACUUUCUACACUGGGCAAUGUAAUAUCUGCUUUGGUUGAUGGAAAAAGUACUCAUGUGCCGUACAGAAAUUCAAAACUGACUAGACUGUUGCAAGAUUCAUUGGGCGGCAACUCCAAGACUAUGAUGUGUGCAAAUAUUGGCCCUGCAGAUUACAACUAUGAUGAAACCAUUAGUACAUUAAGAUAUGCAAACAGAGCUAAAAAUAUUAAAAAUAAAGCUAGAAUCAAUGAAGAUCCUAAAGAUGCAAUGUUGCGGCAGUUUCAGAAAGAAAUUGAAGAUCUUAAAAAGAAACUUCAGGAAGGGGAGGAAAUUUCUGGUUCUGAUGAUAGUGGCUCAGAUGAAGAAGAUGACGAAGAUGGAGAAAUUGGAGAGGAUGGAGAAAAGAAAAAAAGGCGACGAGGCAGUUGCAGCAGCAGUAGCAACUCAGACACUACAGUGAUAGAGAGACCAGUGGAUAAGUACAUUUCUAGCAAAAAGAAGGUGUCUCCAGAUAAAAUGGCUGAAAUGCAGGCACGGAUUGAUGAAGAAAGGAGAGCUCUUGAAGCAAAACUAGAUAUGGAAGAAGAAGAAAGAAAUAAAGCAAGAGCAGAACUGGAAAGGAGAGAAAAAGAUUUGCUUAAAGCACAACAAGAACAUCAAUCUCUUCUUGAAAAGUUGUCAACAUUAGAGAAAAAGGUCAUUGUUGGAGGUGUGGACCUGCUGGCCAAAGCAGAAGAACAAGAGAAACUUCUAGAUGAAUCAAAUUUGGAACUCGAACAGCGUAGAAAACGUGCUGAGAAGCUUCGUAAAGAGUUAGAAGAAAAAGAGCAAGAACGUUUGGAUAUUGAAGAAAAAUACACAAGCUUACAGGAGGAGGCACAAGGCAAAACCAAAAAGCUGAAGAAGGUUUGGACAAUGCUUAUGGCAGCAAAAUCUGAAAUGGCAGAUCUGCAGCAAGAACACCAAAGAGAAAUUGAAGGAUUGUUGGAGAACAUCAGACAACUGAGUAGAGAGCUUCGGCUACAAAUGAUUAUCAUUGAUAGUUUUAUUCCUCAAGAAUAUCAGGAAAUGGUUGAAAAUUAUGUUCACUGGAAUGAAGAUAUUGGAGAAUGGCAAUUGAAAUGUGUUGCAUAUACAGGAAACAAUAUGAGAAAACAAACCCCUAUACCGGACAAGAAAGAAAAAGAUCCAUUUGAAGUAGAUUUGUCUCAUGUGUACCUGGCAUACACAGAAGAGAGUCUCCGUCAGUCAUUACUUAAGUUGGAAAGGCCAAGAACUUCAAAGGGGAAGUCAAGACCUAAAACUGGUAGAAGGAAACGCUCUGCAAAGCCAGAAGCUGUGAUCGAUUCAUUACUUCAGUAACUCUUCUCUGUUGGAUGAAGAUGUGGAACCUGAAUGAAUUAAGUGUGUUGGUGUAGUAACCAGCCUACAAAUGGAAUAUACAUUUCAUUGUGAUUGCCUGUGAAGUUUAGUAAGGGAAUGCUUUUCUGGAUAUAAUUUAACAGGCACCAGGACAUUUUACUAAUACGUGAUUGUUGAGCUGUGAAUGAAUUUGGGUUACCUAGACAACUGUUAGCCAAAUUUUAAGAAUAGUAUACAUUUUAAAAUGAACUGUUUCAAUUCAUGGGUGCCUGCUAAUGUUUUUUUCCCAUGUAUUCAUAUACAUUAUAUUAUGCAUGCAUACAUAUAUACAUGUAUGUAUGUAUUAUAUACAUAUAUACAUACAUAUAAACUUCAAGCUGGGAACCAUCAAGGCAAUUAUAUGAUGGGAACAGUUUAUUGGAUAUGUUGAGUAAACACUUAUGAAAUAAGGCAAUAUGUUUACCAAUCUCUGGACUGCUGUGAAUUGUUUUCAAAAGACAAUUCUUGGACCAUUGUGCUUGCUCCUAAACUCUACAUGUAGCUGUUCAUCACUUUUCUCACUACUUCCAGUUAAAGUAACCACUCUAUUUUUAGUUCUUUCACUAAAAGAAUAUCUUGAACAGGCUCUCUCUGUUGGUGAUACACAAUUGGUCAAACAAGGUAUUUAAUGUACAUAUAUGAGAAUGGUGUUUGCUACUGUUUCCCACUGACCUUUAGGGCAUAUUCUGGUUGUCAUCUUACAUAGGAUAUAUUAUUUGUAUAUUUUUUGAUAGCAGGACACAUUUUGUACAUGGAAUGUCUCCCAAACUGCAAUGUCUCUAUUGCUGCAGUGUUAACAUGUCCAGAAUGUGACUUCAGCAAUGUUGCAGGCAUCAUUGCUCCUGGGAAGUGGCUUCCAUUACCCUCUUGGAUUCCAUGAAUCACAUCCCUUUCUGGAAUUCUAUGCGUUAAACCUAUUCCCAAACUUUAUCCCUAACUUUACCUGAUGUUUAGAUCUUCGCCCGUGUGGUCAGAUACCAUGCUGGUUUAAUAAUUUGAUUGCUGUGCAAAUUCCUCUUUUUGUCUAGAUAAAGAACCUGUUUAAAAUAAAGAAUAAUACAGGGUGAUAAUGAAAAAAAGCCUCUGUAUUAUAUAUAACUGUUAAUCUUAACUAGAACUAACCAUGUAAUACACUGGUAUGUUAUGGAAAUAUUUGCAAACAUUUGUUUAGUUAAAACCGUCAAUUGUAUUUAAUUUAAUAUUUAAUAUAAAUGAUGUGUACACAAUUUACCCUAACUAUAUAGGAUGUUAAAAAUUACUAUUAUGUUAGGGAGUCCAGCUACUGUACUCAAGAGUGUAAACAGGCAAGGUCGUGAUGUCUUUGCUUAAGCAGAAUGAAUUAAUUAAAUUUGCCUAGGAUUGAUACAAAAUUCCUUGCAUGCUUGCAGCCAUAGAGAACAGGGUUUUAUACCAUUUGAUAUAGUGCCACAGUGCAAAAUGAAAUCAAGUUGUUCCACUGUUUUAUAUGAACUUUGACCUUUGACUACAAUUACUAACUAAGGCACUUCAUUAUAUUGCAGUCUUUUGAUCAGUCUUUUUUUAUAGUUACUUUUAUUUUUGGUGUAUUAGCAUGUUAAACUUAUCUCAUUAUGCUAUAUGAUUUCAACAGUAUUUUCAAUUUGAGAUUUUUACAUUAAAUAUGAGUCAGUAUCCAGCUUGCUUAAAAGCUUCACAGCUAAAGGGAGCUGGACACACACCACUGAAAUGUGUUGCUAGUCACUCAGGUAGUCACAUGGGUAGGUGCACAAAUCAGCAAAUACAGUAGUGACUAACUUGGGUUAUAUCUUUUUCCCAGGUAUACAAAAAUAGAUUGUGUUUAAUAUAGAACUCCCUAAAGAAUGACCAUAUAUCUUAAUUUAUAUUUUAAAUACACUUUUCAUAAAGGCACAGCCGUUAGGAAUUUAAGGUCCACAGAUCAAUACAGACAAGGUUUAUAAAGCUCCACCGCCAGGCCUCCUUGUUUCAGUGAAGCACUUAGUGCACAGGAUGCUUUGACCUCAGUCCCAAACUUUAUAGGAAUGGUUAUCAUUCCAUAACUUUCAUUUUGGGAAGCGAUCUUCUACUAACGCAUGAAGUGCUUUUUACAAAAAGCGGCUUUAUCAUUUCUGGAGUAUUCAUCAACAUAUGUGUUUGUAUACAUUUAUGUGAUUUUAAACUGAGAACAGAUUGUUUAGUAUAUGUGGUAAUACUGUAAUAAUGGUUAUUCUAUGAGGAGACCUAAAAUGAUCACCCUCUAACUUUUGUAUAGCAAAACGUUUGCUUGUGAUUGCUAUCAUAUGUUAAGAAAUUUAACUGUUUUGUGCAGCCACAGCUUUUGAUUAUCAGCAAAAUGUUUAAAAGUGAAAACAGCUACUUGUUAACCUGCAAAAUAGUGUAAGACAUUUAAUGUAAUUUCUCCAUUUGUUACAGAAUGCUGCACAGUCAAUUUGAAAACAAAUUACUGUUCAUGAUUAUUUUUAUUUAUUGCACUUAUUUAUAAACCAAUAGCAUAUCUUGUAUGACUACACUGAUUGAUGUUGAGUGUUUUAGCAUAAAACACAAUUAUUGGCUGUCAUUUCAGUCAUUUUUCAAUGGUUCUCUAAAUAAGGGAAAAGGUUUGUUGCAGUACACCAGAUUAUGAGUAUACAAAUAUACCAAAAUAUUAUGGAAGUCCUGUUUGUCAUGACUAUGGGACUUGGAUAGUUCUAGCGCUACCUAAAAUUGAAUGCCUCCGUUCUAACAGAUCUGUGUUGUGUGAAUUUAAUAGAGUAUUCUAAAUAAAGUCAACUUGUACUCUGUCA
Molecule: messenger RNA, 5144 nt
Organism: Bombina bombina (fire-bellied toad)
Lineage: Eukaryota; Metazoa; Chordata; Amphibia; Anura; Bombinatoridae
Gene: KIF3A
Product: kinesin family member 3A
Exons: 18
Coding region: 157-2325 (722 amino acids)
Biological process (GO): microtubule-based movement
Molecular function (GO): microtubule motor activity; ATP binding; microtubule binding
Source: RefSeq, a predicted model, not a curated record